Molecule: messenger RNA, 7015 nt
Organism: Anastrepha obliqua
Lineage: Eukaryota; Metazoa; Arthropoda; Insecta; Diptera; Tephritidae
Gene: Pde8
Product: high affinity cAMP-specific and IBMX-insensitive 3',5'-cyclic phosphodiesterase 8
Exons: 17
Coding region: 444-4754 (1436 amino acids)
Biological process (GO): signal transduction; positive regulation of ERK1 and ERK2 cascade; regulation of DNA-templated transcription
Molecular function (GO): 3',5'-cyclic-nucleotide phosphodiesterase activity
Source: RefSeq, a predicted model, not a curated record
AGUGAUAGCAGAGAUGGCUAAGUGAAUAGUGAGCUUUGAACAGUGAACAGUGCAUUGAUAUAUACGCAUACAGACAUACCUGACAAUGUCUACAAUUUUGUGAUAUGAGUGAUAAGGAUCAUAUAAAUCGAUGUUUGUCGGUUCUACGAAGCGCAACAAAAGUGAUACUAAUACAAAGUGAUUGAAAUGUGGUGAAGUAAAAAUUUGUGCUUUAAAAAGAUUAAAUGUGCGAAAAAAAAUUUUAGGAAAAUAAAAAAUUUUGAUUUACUGGAAGUUUUUGCACAGUCGUUAUAAUUUUGAAGUGUUCAAGCAUUCAACAUGCAAUUUUCAAACCUACAAGUAUAAAUAUCAAACAGUUUUAAAAAGCGAAAAUAUUCUCCUUAAAAUUGGCAUCAACACGCAACUUCUAACGAAUCACUUACCCACACAAUUUUCAUAAGAAAAUGCAUAAGUGCUUCGUAAAAAUCGCAAAUGUGUUUCGUCAAAAAUCCACAAACCCUCCAACUGAAGUUGAGUAUUUGAACGGCGUUUCGGAAGUGGAUAUGCGUCAUGGUGGUGCAUAUGUAGACAAUGUUGGCGAACGGGAAAGUAACGAGCGGGAAGUCGGUGAAGCGAACGGCGAGAAAGCCAAUACACGAACGGCCGGCGUCAAAGACAAGCAACGACCCAAUAACAUUUCGAGCGAUAAGCAUAAGGAGUGCAGAGAUAAGUGCAGCGAUAAUAUCGAUAAGACAAUCAACGUCACCACCAGUACGAGUACAAGCAUUAUUACCAAUGCUGCGAAGCCACAGCGCGUCGAUGGUAUCGUCAAUAGCGUGUUGAAUGAGCGAAUGGCGCCGAGAAAUAAGCGAGGAAACGAGGUCGUCAAGCAGAAGUCUCCUAAGACUAAAUACUUCUUGCGCAGCGCAACGUCACCAAGUCUAGGCAAGGUUGAACAUGAUGUAGGGAUGAUGGGCUCUACCGAUAUGAGUGAUGUAGUCUAUAGAUGCAGCUACCAAGGCGGCGGGGCAGGUGAAAAUAGAAAUAGUGCGCGUAGUAGCACACGAAGUAGUGGUAUAUUUCGACUAUUUUUGGGUAGCAGCAAGAAAAAGAAAAACGAGAAAGGGAAGGAUAAGGAGAAGGAAAAAGAAAAGAAGAAAGAGUGUGGCAAUGAAAAGGAAAAAGAAAAAGCGAAGAAAAAAGGCAAGGAAAAGGUAGCGCCAUUAGCGGCAAUGGAACCACAGCAAUUGGGUUUCGACGAAGAUGAGGAAAAAGCAUUCACUAAAGUCAACAAGAGCUCAAACAUUGCGCCAAAGGCGCUAAAGGAAAUGCGUACCGACGCUGACGUCGACAAAAAAAAAACCACCUCAAAUGAUAUCAAAGCGGAACUGUUACACAGCACAAAUGAUAAAAGUGCGCGUGGAAAAAUCGCCACUCAUACAAGCACAACAACCUGCGGCAAUGGUAUUGACGAUAGCGACACACAUCGGUAUAGCACAAAGGGAGGUGUGGACGUUACGUGCGAGGCUGCGGUGGACAUCAAGUGCACGCCACACCGUGCAAAGACUAAAUCCAUUGAGGCACACGAUGAACGCAGCUACAUUUCCGAGUACAAGUCCUUUGUCGAGGAUGAAAGGCCUAACUUAAUUGGCUCGCCAUUCCCCGAAACGGAAGCUUUCAAUUUUGAGAAGGCGCUUAAUCGCAAAACGAGUGAACGCCACUCAAGCCCGUUAGUGGAUAUACAAAACAAAUGUGGGGUCGAUGUGAAAGCACAGCUAUCAUCAUCGCACGCCAAUCUUAAUGAUUACAUUCUGGCGCACACAAAUGGAUUAACACCAAAAACGCCUGAGGAGAUCGAGUAUGAGAAAAAUAUUGCAGCGGAGAGUGCUGACAUUAUGACACCACUUCCACAGAAUCUUACGUUUCACUCGGCCCGUUUGUCUCUCAGUACUGGACGCACACUCGCCUCAGAUAUUGCCGAUAUGAUACGCAAUUUGGAUGCGAAUACAUUGCGAAUUAACAAUAUGACUGUUGAGGAAAAGAUGGAGCUCAUGAAGCGCUUCGAGCAAGCACAACAGCAGCAGCAGCAAGAAAAACAAUUACAAACAUCACAAAUCCAUCAUCCACAUUAUCAAAAUCAUCACGCGUCCAACACAAAUCAGCAUAGUCCACUGAGGCGUGCGAGCACUUCACGGAAUGUGAAUCCCAUGCGUCUGGCGAUGGAAAACCGCAUUGCUAUGCAGGCUACAGCACUAACAUCUACAACCGCAUCAGUAUCUGCGGCGCAGCAACUACAAGGUGUUGGUGGCGGUGGUGCUGACGAAUCUACGUGCGACUCAGAUGGCGAGAAUGUGGAGGUGGUAUUGCGGCGCAAAUUUGUGGACUAUCCCGGCGGCGAGAAGGUGACAGUGUCAACGUGCCUCUACGAACGCCGCCAGCCGAAGUGUCCCAAACUGAAGUUGUUGGUGCAAUCACAAAAUAACGAGAAUCGUGAGGAAGGAAGCGCUGAGCGAUCUCUCAUGGACGUGAAAUUUCCAACCGUAUUACCACCGAAUCCCCAACUAAAGGCUUUAUUGGUUUUCCACAAGUCGGACAAUAUCUGCGAAGUGGUGACGGAGGCAUGCCAUCGACAGCAACUCGAUGUGACGGUGGCGCGCACAAAAGAGGGUGCCCUCGAGACUUUGUCCAGCACAAGUGAGGAGUUUUAUCAUUUGAUUAUAAUCGAUGCACGCUCCACAAAGCAUUUGGAUGCUGAGUAUAUAGCCAGAUCCAUACGUCAUACAAAAGGUCAUCAUUUUACGACAAUAAUUGCUGUGGUUAAAAAGAGUUUCUUUGAAAAGGAUGAUGUCCUAAUCGCACUAUUAGACGCUGGCGUUAAUAGGUGCGUUCCCGAGACCACAAAUCUUUCAAUGUGCAGCAUUGAGCUAAAACAAAUCCUGCAUUCAAUCGUACGACCACACAAUGUCAUGUCAACCCAGCAAGCCCUAUACACUGCGCUGCAUCGGCUGAAGGAAGUUAUCCUCAUCACAGACAACCACCUACGCAUACAGUAUGCCAAUCGGGCGGCCGAACGUUUGCUGAAUAUGCGACUGGACGAAAUAAUUAGCAAGCCGUUGACGGAUAUUUUCAUUACCGAUGUCUCAUCAUUUAUGAUGCAAAGCCGUAAGAAUAAAGAAUUCGAUGAGAUAUUGACUGUGCGGCGCAAGGGACAGGAGGAUGUUUCAAUGCAUAUACGUGUCAUACAAGUGGCAUGCAUAGGCAGAACACCCACACACUUUGUCUUUAAUCUCGAUGUACCUGGAUCACAUGGUGACUUUGUCGCCACACUACCACAAGCCAGAGAAGCACCACGCGGUUCACAGCACUCCAUACGCCGUGGCAGUGUCGAUGUGCGUUCUGUGGCAUCCGAUGGCUUACGGCGUACCAGUCUGGCCAAGUUGACAUCACUACCGCUGGAGGCGCCCAUUACAAAAAUAAUCAAUUUACUCUCCCAAGUACAGGAGAAUUGUUCGCCGGACGAGGCACGGCUCAUCGAUAAAGUGAUGGAGUUCUUAAAGCGUGAAGGACUUUAUAGUCCACAAAUGAAGGAAAUACGCACAGAUGAUCCAAUAGCCACUGAUCUAAUCGGAGCGCUGUUGACGGGGCCAAGUCUAUAUUCAUCACGACGCAGUUCAAAUGACUCUAUCAUACGCGUAACUGGGCGCCAAUCCACUAGUAUGCCUGCCAAAAUGAAGGCCACUCCGCACAUAAUGGAACUACUUGAAGAAUCUCUUAGUUGGGAGUUUGAUAUUUUCAAACUCGAAGAAAUUACCGAAAAGCGACCACUCCUCUAUUUGGGCAUGGAAAUGUUCCGGCGUUUCAAUGUCUUCGCAACGCUUAAUAUCGAUGAGAAUGUCUGCAAGAGUUGGCUGGCCGUAGUCGAGGCCAAUUAUCAUGCGAAUAAUUCAUAUCACAAUAGCACACAUGCCGCCGAUGUCAUGCAGGCCACCGGCUGUUUUCUCACUCAGCUAGCUGCCAAAGAUAUGGGCAUGGACCAUACCGAUGAGGCCAUCGCGCUAAUUGCUGCCGCCGCACACGAUAUCGACCAUCCAGGCCGCUCUUCGGCGUUUCUAUGCAAUUCGCGCAAUGCCCUAGCGCUACUGUACAAUGAUCUGUGCGUCUUGGAGUCGCAUCAUGCUUCAAUUACCUUUAGGCUAACAUUAAGUGAUGACAAAAUCAAUAUCUUCAAGAAUUUAGACACUGAAAGCUACAAAUCGGUACGCAGCGUUGUGAUUGACAUGAUUUUAGCUACAGAAAUGACGCGGCAUUUUGAACAUCUGGCCAAGUUUGUCAGCAUUUUCGGCUCGGAUGAGGAACCCAAGGAUAUCGUACAAUCAGAAGAGGAGAGUUCCAUUCUCAUACGUCGCAUGAUGAUCAAAGUGGCGGAUGUGAGUAAUCCGUCGCGUCAACCAUCCUAUUGUGUUGAAUGGGCGCGACGUAUUGCCGAGGAGUACUUCACUCAAACCGAUGAGGAGAAGGCGAAGGCUUUGCCAAUUGUUAUGCCAAUGUUCGAUAGAAAUACGUGCAGUAUACCUAAGAGUCAGAUCGGUUUCAUUGAAUACAUUAUACAGGAUAUGAUGCACGCAUGGGAUAGUUUCAUCGAUAUGCCUCAAUUGGUUACCUAUAUGCAGAUCAAUUACUCGCAAUGGAAGAAAUUCGAAGAACAAGGUGUACACACACUUGCGGACGUUAAAAGCAAACAGCACAGUUUGAGUGUGAAGAAGAGUGUCAAAUAGCAUUUGGCAUUCAAGAGGUUGUUCUCAGGACUAUUAAAACCACAGCCGGUCCAGCCUCCAUGUGCGAUGACGAUUGGCGAAAAUGAAAUGGAAUAUUGCUUACAGAAAUAAAGUACAUAGAACAAGAACAGAAGAGUUGAAAUGAAAUGAAAUGAAAUUGAAAACAUGGAGGUAAAGGAGGUGAAAGAGAAUUGGCGCAAAUUUAAACGCACGUAAGAAAGAGGAAGGAAGGUACAGCUAACGAGAUCAACGGGUAGUGAGAUGUCAUAAAUAUACAUACAUAUUUAUGAGUUAUUGGCGAAUCUAUAGCUCAAUGUACAUGUAUAUGUGCCGAAGAGCUAAAAAUGUAAGGUGCAGCUAACAGAUAGUUUCGUACGCGAAGAUGGCAAAACUGAAGAAAUCUCUUAAUUGUACUCAACGCAAAUGCCACGCUUUAAGCCGCCUACAGAUUCUGAAAUUUUAAUAAUGGCUAAUAACAACUAGUAGAGGUAUUCACUUUGCACGGCAAUUAAGCACUUUAAACAAUUCUUAAAAUUAUUUUUAUUAGUUUUAAAGAGACGAACUGAAAAGGAAUUUUACAAAAAGUUGCCACUGGCUAUUUUGGAUAUCAUAUAAAGAGCUCUUGAAAAUAUUUUGCAGCACAGGCAAAAGUUACAAUUGCUCAGCUUAGUGAAUACUGCUGCUAGUUAGUUGCUAGAAAGAGUGAAAAAUCUAAAAAAAACAAAAACAAAUACAAAAAAAAAGAAAUAAAAUAGUAUAUAUAUUUGCACAGAGAGUAACCGAUACGAUUGCGCCGGCACCGGCUGUACAGCACACACACACAAAGCUAUAAUAAUGUUCAUUUUUCUUGGGCUGGACUCAAAAUUUAUAAUUUCUCAAAACAAACAAACAAACAAACAUGAAAAAAUCACAAAAUGACCAAAUGAAAAAACUAUAAAAAUAUAAAAAUACAAAAAAGUGGUUUUCUACACUUUUAAAAGGCAAACAAAUAUUUUAAGAGGACAUCUUAGAAUUUAUAAAAGUUAUUGUUCAAAAAAAUACUUAUGUAUAUUGUAAUAAAUGUUGUUGGGCGUUAUGAAUUAAACAGUUUUUAAGAAAAUAUGCAGACUUUUUAGUAAAAUUUUACUGGACAAUCUCUGUGAGGCUAACACUGUCACAAAAGCCAUUCAUUUUCUUUUAAUGUUACAAAUUUCUAGGGUUUUCCAAUUAUUUUUCUAUAAGAAAUUUUUGUAAAUUUUACAACAAUAACGCAAACAAUAUUUCAGACAACAAAAACAACUAAGUAAUUUAGGCUUCUAAUAAUUGUUUAUAUACAUAUUUUUUCUUGAAAUAUUUUUUUUAAACCAAAUGACUGAUCUAACUACCGAAAAUAAAACCAAGCUGCAUAAGCUGAUGUCGUAUGCAGGCACUGUAACUGUUACUGGAUUUUUUUGAAAAAUUUUUAAAACAAUUUCUCAAGUAAAGCAAAGCGGAAAAUGCAAAAAACUUAAAUUAACAGCCUAUUUAUGAUAUACAAAUUUCUGCAACAACAACUAAAAUAAAAUUAAUAUUUAUGUAGUUAUUAGAAAUUAAAUAAAAAAAACCAACAAAAAUCACAAAUUAGUUAAAAAUGGAAUCAAAUCAAAUAUAAAUAUUUAAGCUAUCUUGCAUACAAAUGUAUGUGUAUCUUAUUGAUGUGGAACAGACUAAAACCUACUUACGCAAUACAUUUAGUAUCGUAUUUAGGUACUAUAAUAUUUAAUUACAUAAAUGUAAAGAGAAAAUUCAAACAAAUUUAUACGGAUUUAGGCAAUUGUUUGCUUGUGCCAAAAAUGCGCGUAACUACAAAUUAUAUACUUAUGUUGCAACAACAACAAUUUUAAAAACUCCGUGACUGAAGCUCGCUCGAGCUGCAUUGCGUUAAACUUUGUCUUUUUUUAAUUCGCUUAAGCUCUUUAAACUCGCUUAAAACUUUGAAUCGGUGUUAGUUAAAAACAGAUAAGAUUUUCAAAAACGUCUGCGGAAAAAUUAAGAAAAUUAAGAAAAAUUAAACUACAAAAUAGAACAAAAUUUGUAACUAAACAAAAAUUAAUACUUAAGUUUGAUUGUACUAAAAGAUAUAACAUAUGAAAACAAAAACAAACAAAAAAACAACUAAAAACAAAAACAACUAAUAACAAAAUACAAGAUUUGUUUGCUCCUUGCAGGUUAAGGAUAAAAAGAAAAUGUAUGUUAAGCCUUAGUGAAUUUUAUUGUAAGAAAUAAAAGAAACUACAAACAAA